GCAGUCUGAAAUGCGGUAGUUACUUUAUUAUCACUUUGCGCUCGUAUGUUAGGUACUCUUAUGAUGCUUCUGGUUUAAAUAAAAAUAGACGGUAAAAAAAUAGGACAACCGCUUCGAACUCACGAUCAGAUGCAAACGCAGCAUACUGUUAACCAUUUUUAAAGAAAAUGGUGCAUCUUAUCAUAAAUAGAAGGAUUUACCUAUGUGUCAGGAAUAGUUUCGCAGUAGCCGGGUUAUGUUGAGUGACAUUUGGGCUUUGACAGUAUGAGCACAGAAAUGUUUCCGUUUGACUUUUCAACAGAAGUUUCCAUAUCCGAAGUAAACGCAAACGGCAAAGAUUCAUCCACGCAAACAAAUCCUGGAGAGAAAAAUGCAUCAAGAACUGCAAGACGACGUCAACAUCAGCCCGAUAAAACAACCAACAACUUUAAAGAAUCUCAGUCAUCAUCGCCAUCACCCCCUAGGUCUCCAUCAAAAUCCCAAAAAGCUUCGUCAAAUACGCGUCGCGAGUCACGUUCGUUUGAAAGCUUUCAAAAGAAGUCAAAGGCCGUCCGAGAGGUGGCAAUGAUAGCUGAAAAACGAAACGAACGGCGGCAGAGACAAGCCGAUGAACGAGCACUAAAAGAACAGAUAAUGAAAGAAGAACAAGGAAACCCAUACUGGGAGUUCGCAGCAAUGGUCAAUGAUUUUAGAGGAAAUAUCGAAUUGCGCCCUCUACGCGAAUCUGACCCAAUUAUUGAAAACCAAAUCACUGUUUGCGUUCGAAAGCGCCCUUUAAAUGAUCGAGAAAAUAAUAAAAAAGAAGUGGACGUCAUAACUGUCCAUUCCAAAGAUAAACUCAUUGUCCAUGAACCGAAGCAUAAAGUUGAUCUCACUAAAUACCUUGAAAAUCAACAGUUUCGAUUCGACUAUGUUUUUGAUGAGACAUGUACAAAUCUUACUGUCUAUAAAUUCACUGCCAAACCGUUGGUUAAAACAAUUUUCGAAGGUGGUAUGGCUACCUGCUUUGCAUACGGUCAAACAGGUUCAGGUAAGACUCACACCAUGGGAGGAGAAUUUAGAGGAAAGUUGCAGAAUUUCAAAAAUGGAAUCUAUGGUCUGGUAGCCAAAGACGUUUUUAAAUUACUCGAGUCACCAAAAUACAAACAAGCAUUUAUGGUUUCCGCAAGUUUCUUUGAAAUUUAUGGUAAAUUGGUAUUUGACCUUUUGUGUAAAAAGCAACGUCUUAGAGUGCUGGAAGACGGAAAACAAAUCGUUCAAGUUGUUGGGUUAACCGAGAAAGUAGUUACUGGUGUCGAUGAUGUGUUAGACUUGAUUCAGAAAGGCAGCAACGAAAGAACGUCUGGUCAAACCUUUGCUAACGCCAACUCCUCAAGGUCCCAUGCAGUAUUCCAAAUUUCUUUGAGAAAAAUAUCAUGUCCCAGUAAACUAGUAGGGAAGUUUUCGUUAAUCGAUUUAGCUGGAAACGAAAGAGGCGCAGACACUUCAAAAUCCAAUAGACAAACACGUAUUGAAGGAGCCGACAUAAACAAAUCUCUUUUGGCCCUUAAAGAGUGUAUUCGAGCCUUAGGCCGCAAAGGUUCUCAUUGUCCCUUUCGAGGCAGCAAACUCACACAAGUAUUGAGGGACUCAUUCAUAGGAGAAAGAUCCAGAACCUGCAUGAUAGCUCUAAUAUCUCCAGGAGUUACGUCCUGUGAACAUACGUUGAAUACACUUCGAUAUGCAGACAGAGUUAAAGAGCUCGUAGUAAACGGUUCGGCUGAUGAUACGCAGAGUAUCUCCCCUAGGGAGAUAUCUGAUGAAGAGGACGACGAAGAUUCACAAUCUAGUUCUGUACAAUACAGUAACUCUCAAAUCAGACUAUCCGAUGGAAAUCAAGAUAUUAGUAACAUACAGGUUGCUGAAAUAGAUGUGUUAGAAAGUAAUCGACUGGUGAUAGAGAAUUGUGUCUACUUCCAUAAAAUGGCAUGCGAAUUAUAUAACAAGAGUCAAUCACAAAGCUUUAACAGAAGAGAAUAUUCACGAACCUGGAGAAAUCUGCUUCAGGAAAUGAUAGAUAUUCAGAAAGACGCAUUGAUAAAAGUUACAGACUUCUGUGCAGCUCUUGAAGCUGAACAGUCCUAAUGAAAGGUAAGAUGGUGAUUAAUGAGGUCUCAGGAUUUUUUGGUAUCUUUCUCGUUUGAUUAUGGUAGUUAUUUGGCGAUAUAAAAAAGUUAUAAUAAAAAACAAAUUGU
This is a messenger RNA of Agrilus planipennis (emerald ash borer), 2234 nucleotides long. RefSeq names its product kinesin-like protein Klp10A. NCBI's taxonomy places the organism in Eukaryota, Metazoa, Arthropoda, Insecta, Coleoptera, Buprestidae. The record is from RefSeq and is a predicted model, not a curated record. The transcript has 3 exons. The coding region runs from base 265 to 2124 and encodes 619 amino acids. Gene Ontology annotation, molecular function: microtubule binding; microtubule motor activity; ATP binding. Gene Ontology annotation, biological process: microtubule-based movement.